GGGGUUUUUAGAGGGCAUUUUAGAGGACAGAGCUUUGUUAUGUACCUCUAAAGUGCCCCUUUAUUUUUAGAUUUAAAAUAUCCAGGUACCUACCAUCAACUUUUUAUUGCACAGGCUACCUAAGAUCAUAAUAAAAGAGGUACCAAGUAUUUUCAUAUCUGUCGCGUCGCGAACCAAGUCCGAUGUAGAAACAUGCUGUCCCUAUAUCCUCAAGUGCUAACUAGACACGGUGGAGCAAACUUGAAAUCUGGUUAAUUUGAUUGGACAUAUCUAGACUUCAAUGAAUUCUCAUUGAACAGAUCUUGGUAAGCUGACUCCAUCGUGUCUACCUAACCUAGAGUUGGCAACUUGAGGACAUCUUAAUUUCUCAAUGAUUUCCGCGUUUUUACUAACCUCACUCAACUCCUAAAAUCAUCGCUUAUCUCACCUUCGUCUAGCCUGGAUUAAACCAUGGAAAAACUAAAGAUCGGUCUGACAGGGUCCCAAGAAACGUCGAUAGGAACGUUGGUAGCGAGAGCCACAGACGCAAGAUCUGCCAAGUCUAUCCUUCACGACACAAACGCCAUUCGAAUUAUGGAUCAGAUUGACCAUGACUUUGACAAAUUCCACAUCAAUGAAGCACAUGCUACCUUAUAUAGUACUCGGACGAUAUGCUUAGAUCGUUGGGUUACAGAGUUUCUGUUACGAAAUCCCCAGGCGACAGUCGUUCACCUAGCCUGUGGCUUAGACGACCGUUUGCGUCGUCUCCAAGCAGACCUGACCAAGGUCCGCUGGAUUGAUCUCGACCUACCCGACGUUGUCGAGCUUCGGGCCAAACUCAUCCCCAGUCCAAAGGGCGACUACCAGCUCAUCGCUGCAGACGCAACAGACAGAGCAUGGCUCGAGGAGAUCCCUACUGACCGUCCUACUGUUAUCGUCUGCCAGGGGUUAACCAUGUUCUUGGAAGAAGAGUCCGGGAAGCGCAUGAUACGGCAGAUUGUCGACCACUUCAAGUCGGGCCAGCUUAUCAUCGAUUUUAUCAGCACCAUAUCACUCUAUACACAAGGCCAGGUCGCUACCCUAGUAGCCACGGGUGCAAGUUUCAAGUGGGGGGUUGACGACCCCAAAUCGAUUGAGACACUUCACCCACGGCUGAAGAUAGUAGAUUGUCUAGGACCGUCUGAACUUGGCGAUAAUGAACAUUUACCGCUUAGGACUCGUUUAUUGAUAUCAACUUACCCUGACGUACCUUGGCUUCGUUAUCUCAGCUCUUACGUACGAUUCAAUUUCUAGAAGCGACAGAAUAUGCAUUGGUUAUCUGGGAUAUUUGACUGUAUACCUUUUAUGCAGUCGCUUCAGAAAUAUGAGCAAUUGGUUGAAGAA
Daldinia caldariorum is the source of this 1362-nucleotide messenger RNA. RefSeq names its product putative polyketide synthase protein. The transcript has a single exon. The record is from RefSeq and is a predicted model, not a curated record. Gene Ontology annotation, molecular function: methyltransferase activity. Bases 451 to 1272 code for a protein of 273 amino acids. NCBI's taxonomy places the organism in Eukaryota, Fungi, Ascomycota, Sordariomycetes, Xylariales, Hypoxylaceae. Gene Ontology annotation, biological process: methylation.